This is a messenger RNA of Colletotrichum higginsianum IMI 349063, 1419 nucleotides long. RefSeq names its product Duf124 domain-containing protein. The transcript has 5 exons. Lineage: Eukaryota; Fungi; Ascomycota; Sordariomycetes; Glomerellales; Glomerellaceae. The record is from RefSeq and is a predicted model, not a curated record. The coding region runs from base 1 to 1419 and encodes 472 amino acids.
AUGUCUGCGCAGUACUAUCCCCCUCCCCCAUCGGGAGGCCAAUCUCAGCAGAAUUAUCCUCCGCCUCCGCAAUCGCCGCCGGCGAACCAGACCAAGUUCUCCUACCCUGCUCCUCCCUCGCAACCUCAGCACAACCAUAGUAUGAGCUACCCUCCACCUCAGCCCUCGCCAGGCCAGUCGCAGAACUACCCGCCCCCUCCUCAAGCUCCGCAGACGCAGAAUUACCCUCCCCCUCCUCCCGCCCAGUCAAGCACGCCUCAGAACUACCCGUUCCCUCCUCAGUCUCCGUCCGGACAGACCACGAGCUACCCUCCCCCCCAGCAGGCGUCUCCAAGCCAGGGAAGGACGUAUCCCCCGCCUCCUCAGGCUACUACGUCGCCUGCGCCAGCUCAGCAAUACCCCCCGCCUCCAGGCCUUUCCCAAGGACAGCCUCAACAACAACAUUAUCAACAACAGCAGUACCAGUCGCCUCCUCAGGCGUCACCGCAGCCGUCACCUCAGCACCAGCAAUACCAGGAGACGCACCAACAGGCGCAACUUCCCUUGCGACAACCAGAAACUCCGGAUUCACAGCCUCAGUUCUCUCCUCCGCCUCCCAACUUUGACGGCCCGCCCGAAUCCUCCAGCCUGCCGGAGAAGCAAUAUGUCGAGGAAACACCAAUCGAUACGAGCAACCCGUCCAACCUCGUCGGAGGCGCACCCCCCACGACGCAUUUCAUAGGAGCCACGGCCGCCGUCGAUGACGUCGGCACCUUCAACGGCGGGAGCUACCGCAUCAGUCACAGGGACAGCAACACCAUCCUCACCGUUCAACUGGCCAUGGGAUGCCCGUUGCAGGCGAAGCCAGGUGUCAUGGUGGCCAUGUCGCACUCGAUCACGCUCAGGGGCCAGCUCAAGUUUAGCAUGAAGAAGCUUGUGGCCGGUGCCGAGAUGGCCAGUUCCACCUUUGUCGGGCCCGGCGAGCUUCUCCUGGCCCCGCCCAUGCUCGGCGACAUCACCAGUCUGCGUCUUACGGGCCAGGAGACGUGGUCGGUCGGACAGGACGCGUACCUGGCUUCCACUCAAGGUGUCAUCAAAGACUACAAGCGCCAAGGUCUUAGUAAGGCCAUUUUCAGUGGCGAGGGCCUGUACGUGUACAAAAUUAGCGGCACCGGCCUGCUUUGGCUCACCAGCUUUGGCGCCAUCAUUCGUAAAGACCUCAUGGACGGUGAGAAAUAUGUCGUGGACAACGGCCACUUGGUGGCAUGGAACGUCAAGUACAUCAUGGAGCGAGUCGCCUCUGGAGGUAUCAUCUCGGGCCUUUCCUCGGGCGAGGGUCUGGUUUGCAAGUUCACGGGCCCCGGAACUGUCUUCAUGCAGACAAGGAAUGCGAAACACUUCAGCGCCUAUCUUUCCGGACAGGCAAAUCAGACGGUGUAA